Sabethes cyaneus is the source of this 1044-nucleotide messenger RNA. RefSeq lists its product as uncharacterized. The transcript has a single exon. The record is from RefSeq and is a predicted model, not a curated record. Lineage: Eukaryota; Metazoa; Arthropoda; Insecta; Diptera; Culicidae. Bases 1 to 1044 code for a protein of 347 amino acids.
AUGGAGAAGCUCGAAAAAACUACGUUAGCCACAUUGACCCAAAAAAACAUCUCGAUUGAGUUUUACAAGCGCUACGUCGAUGAUUGUUUUUUAGUCGGAAAAGAGGACGAAAUAAACAUCGUUCUCCAAGAAUUCAAUAAACUACACGACACGAUACAAUUCACGAUAGAAAAAGAAACAGAAUCGUGCUUAAGAUUUCUGGAUCUAACCCUAUCGAGAAAAAACAACCAAAUUGGAAAAUCUUGGCAUCCCAAGCAGAAAGACGGCCGAUAUCUAGACUUCUACUCGGAGAGCCUCUUUGCGCACAAAGUAAACACAGUCACAGCGCUUUUUGAUCGUGCUCUAAAGUUAACUGAUCCGGCAAAGAGAGAAGAGAGCAUACAAGUGGCUAAAGAUACACUACGCAAAAACAACUACCCCGAUCAGCUGAUAAACCGUACACUAGCAAACAGAGUGCAUCUACUCUACAACACGCUUCAAAACACCGACAGGGAAGAGAAAACCACAAAGUACAUAUCACUCCCAUACAUCCCAUGUUUAAGUGAAAAAGUGGCCAAAGUAUUGCGCAAGCAUGACGUCACAGUGUCGCACAGACCAUGCAAUAAAAUGAAAGACACUAUUUUCACUAAGCUGAAAGACAAGAUCCCCAAAAUGCAACAAACUAACGUGGUAUAUAGCAUACCGUGUGGUGGAUGUAGCGACAAAGUGUAUGUAGGACAAACAUCGCAAACACUUGAAAAACGUUUGCAGCAACACCAAAGCUCAAUCCGGACUAAAUCGUCGAUGACUGGACUCACACAGCACGCAGUGGAACAGGGCCAUGUCUUCAAGUUCUCUGAAACAGCUAUUUUAGAGCGAGAGAGCAACGAAGCCAAACGAUUGAACGCUGAAACACUACAUGUAAAACUGCGCGAGGGGAAAACGGUGAAUUUACAGCGGGACGCUCUGAGUUUCUCCAACGCAUAUGACGGCGCCCUGCACAAACUAAGAAAGUUUGAACAGAGCAGAAGACAACCACUUACGGCACGGGCAGCGUCGCCGUAA